Molecule: messenger RNA, 1365 nt
Organism: Aspergillus pseudonomiae
Lineage: Eukaryota; Fungi; Ascomycota; Eurotiomycetes; Eurotiales; Aspergillaceae
Exons: 1
Coding region: 1-1365 (454 amino acids)
Source: RefSeq, a predicted model, not a curated record
AUGGACCUAGAUCAGGAAGAGCGCGUCUCAACUCCUGUCUUGGAAACGGCGGAAGAGACCUUGGACUCCGUCUCAGACUCGGAACCAGAUGCGAACCAAUCCGAAACAGGAGAUGAAACGGAAAGUGACGAGGCAGGCACAGUAGAUCAACAAAUACAGCUCGCUCAGGAUUUCAGUCCAGUAAGCAAAAUCCCCUGGGUGUUCGUAGUUGCCAAUAAGAAACGCGCGCAGGGAGGGUCGGUACGAUACCCGGAUCUGACCCUUGACGCGAAAGGCAGCCAUGUCUUUCAAUUGAUCUGUGAAAUCAAUGAAAAAUUGAUACACAUGUUGUUGGACGACAACGCUCUCGGAAAGGCACUACUGGUGGCUCCUGAAUUGCAGGAUGUUGCAGACGAUUUGGUGGCAGAUAAACCGGGGACACUUCGCACGUUGCAUCUUCCAGCUGAAGCAAUGGACGGUUUCAGCCGAGAGCAGCAGAGAAAUUUCGCGAAUUGGCUUCAUACCAGCGUUGAACCGUCUGACACCAGAUUACACCUGAUUCUAGCGGAAAAGAGAAAAGCCAUCUUACAUGAAGACGCAAAAUACGCACUUUGCAUGCUGGUGGAUGGUAAAGACAAACAAUUCUGCCGAUAUCUGAGCGCCCGACCAGAAAUGAUCGAUGACUUAGCAAAAUUUCCGAAAGGAAAUGGAAUAUUCACGUGGCAUAUCAUCUCUCAAAUCGCCCCGCAGAUAUCAGAAAACUAUAUCGGUUACAAUUUAUAUCACGAUUCCCACAAUCUUCGCCGUCUCGCACAUUCGGUAUAUUUGUGGCUUAAGGAAGAAUUCGGGAGAAAACCAAGUGACAAAGGUCAGAGGAAUAUUUUGUUCAACCGAACAGUCCAGCUUGUCCUGUCGUGUUCUGAGUCUGGCAUAAACCCAGCCUUGACGAGAUCAGACAAGUUCAAAGUUUUUGGCCUAAUAUAUGGUUCCAUCCAAGGCGGCGCUUUGAGACAUAUGGGUCACAUCCAGAAGAAACAGACAAUGAGAAACAAGAUGAUCGGAAAGACUGUUGCUAGUCUAGUUAUGGCCGGUUUGCUGAUCCCAGGGAUCUUUUGUGCCCAUUGGGGAGGAAUCCUUUUGAGCUUGGGCGCAGCCUUCAUCCGGCCGUGGGUUGAAGAAGGAGCCAAGAAAGUCGCAAACAAGAUCAUGCCACCAACUAAAUGGUUUACCUUCAUGUAUCGGGCGGUAGAGGACCAACUUGAUGACCUUGAGUCAUGGGUAAGGGAGCAUCAUGUCAACACUCCUGACACUGACGUGAACUCGUUUAUUUAUUAUUCUAGGCUUGGUCUCAAGAAAGGACUACCAAACCCUAAGUUUAACUUUUGA